Leptosia nina is the source of this 843-nucleotide messenger RNA. The record is from the annotation of a GenBank genome assembly. Lineage: Eukaryota; Metazoa; Arthropoda; Insecta; Lepidoptera; Pieridae.
AUGUCGCGUAGCGUAGACGCUGUAGUGAGCACUUGGUCUACAUAUAUAGUUUCCUUCACCGAGGAUGGUAAAGAGAGCGUGAAGCGGAAGUGUAAGCGGAAGCGGGAGCGGGUGCGGCGGGAUGCCGGGCGGGCGACGGGGGCUUGUAGCCCCUCAGAACACCUUCCUCGAGAACAUCAUCCGCCGCUCCUCCUCACAGCUCGUACUGUGUUUCAUACAGCAGACAGCAGCUUCCUGCUGGCGAAUGCGCAAAUAGUCGAUUACCCCAUCGUGUAUUGUAACGAGACAUUCUGCAAAAUGAGCGGUUACAACCGCGCGGAAGUCAUGCAGAAAUCGUGCAGAUGUAGCUGGAUGUACGGCGAGCUGACAGAGAAAGAGGCGGUGGAACGCGUAGACAGAGCGCUCGAUCAUCAUCUCGCCGACCAGUUCGAAAUCUUACUCUACAAAAAGAAUCGCACGCCGCUGUGGUUAUUGGUACACGUUGCCCCAAUACGCAAUGAGCGCGAACUAGUGGUGCUAUUCUUGCUCACAUUUCGCGACAUUACGGCACUGAAACAACCCAUUGACGCUGAUGACCCUAAGGGAGGUCUAUCGAAGUUCGCAAAGCUCGCCAGAUCGGUGACGCGUUCGCGGUCGGUGCUGGUUUCAGCGCUGCCAGCUCUGAAGGAACCGGCGCGCCAGAGCCACCUCGCGCAUGUCAGUACCGCCGCCCCGCAUGUAAACACGCUCUUUCUGCACCUAGCACCGGCCCAUGGGUCCCGCCCGGACACACAUCGCUCGACUGGUCCAUUCGCACCGAACUUCUCAUUAACAUCAUCAGAUUUUCCUCCUUCUGUUUCUUGA